CCCCCCCAUGGACGCUGUGCUCCCGGAAGUCUCAACUCAAGCUUGCCUCACUUGCCUGUCUUGCGCGCCUGUCUGUCCUGCAAGCUGCCCUGACAGUGGUUCUGGGCUGAAAUGGAGCCAUGAGCCUGCAUAGACGAUGACUGCAGUGUUUGUGAAUGGAGGCGGCCUGGUGACCACACACUGUGACAGGUGGGACCGGAGGGACAGCGUGGAGAGCAGCUGUCAGACCGAGUGCGGCAAGGAGGGCGAGGAGGACCAGCCGCGCCAGCUGACACCCUUCGAGAAACUGACCCAGGACAUGUGCCAAGAUGAGAAGGUGGUGAGGGAGAUCACGCUGGGGAAACGCAUCGGCUUCUAUCGAAUUCGAGGGGAGAUCGGAAGCGGAAACUUUUCCCAGGUCAAGCUGGGAAUUCACUCCCUAACCAAAGAAAAGGUGGCCAUUAAGAUCCUGGACAAAACCAAGUUAGACCAGAAAACCCAAAGGCUGUUAUCCAGAGAGAUUUCCAGCAUGGAAAAGUUGCACCAUCCCAACAUCGUCCGUCUUUAUGAAGUUGUGGAGACCCUGUCCAAGCUCCACCUAGUGAUGGAGUAUGCGGGAGGUGGAGAGCUCUUUGGGAAAAUUAGCACCGAGGGGAAGCUUUCUGAACCAGAAAGCAAGCUCAUCUUCUCCCAGAUCGUGUCUGCCGUGAAGCACAUGCAUGAAAAUCAAAUCAUCCACAGAGAUCUGAAAGCAGAAAAUGUCUUUUAUACCAGUAGCACUUGUGUGAAGGUGGGAGAUUUUGGAUUCAGCACCGUAAGUAAAAAAGGCGAGAUGCUCAACACUUUCUGCGGCUCCCCGCCCUACGCCGCACCCGAACUCUUCCGAGACGAACACUAUGUCGGUGUUUAUGUCGAUAUCUGGGCCUUGGGUGUCCUUUUGUACUUCAUGGUGACCGGGACGAUGCCAUUUCGAGCAGAAACCGUGGCCAAACUAAAGAAGAGCAUCCUCGAGGGUACCUACACCAUACCCCAGCACGUGUCCGAGCCUUGCCACCGGCUCAUCCGAGGAGUCCUUCAGCCCACGCCCACAGAGAGGUAUGGGAUCAACUACAUCCUGAACAACGAAUGGCUACGAGGCGUGCCCUACCCAGCCCCCUUGGAACCUUUCCAGCUGGAUCCGAAACAUUUGUCAGAAACCAGCACCCUCAAAGAAGAAGAAAACGAGGUGAAAAGCACUUUAGAACACUUGGGGAUUACAGACGAACAUAUCCGGAACAACCAAGGGAGAGACGCCCGGAGCUCUAUCACGGGGGUCUACAGAAUCAUUUUACAUCGAGUGCAAAGAAGAAAAGCACUGGAAAGUGUGCCAAUAAUGAUACUACCAGAACCGAAAGAAAGGGACCUAAAGAAAGGGUCUCGCGUCUACAGAGGCAUACGACACACGUCAAAGUUUUGUUCAAUUUUAUAAAUUUUAUCAGGCAGCUGGGAGCUAACCAUGAGCCCAGUUGCUGCUUUUAACUUUUCUCAUACACAAUUU
Molecule: messenger RNA, 1516 nt
Organism: Apodemus sylvaticus (European woodmouse)
Lineage: Eukaryota; Metazoa; Chordata; Mammalia; Rodentia; Muridae
Gene: Nim1k
Product: NIM1 serine/threonine protein kinase
Exons: 3
Coding region: 137-1447 (436 amino acids)
Biological process (GO): protein phosphorylation; intracellular signal transduction; microtubule cytoskeleton organization
Cellular component (GO): cytoplasm
Molecular function (GO): ATP binding; tau-protein kinase activity; protein serine/threonine kinase activity
Source: RefSeq, a predicted model, not a curated record